UUAUGAAUCCAUAAAAACAACCUGAUGGAAGUAUAAUUCUUUUUCCAAAAUGUGAUCAUAAAUAUUCAUUAAUUUGGAUGCAUGGAUUAUGUGAUACUGCAUAUGGAUUUUUGAAUACAUUUUAACAAUGUCCAAUUGUUAAAAAAUAAACUAAAAUACUUUUAUUAUAAGCUCCUAAUCGACCUGUCACUAUUAAUAAGGGAGUAUAUUGUUCAAGUUGGUUUGAUAUUAAAGUAAUUCAACCUGAUAUAGAAAAAAAUUAAGAAUUGGAUUAUUUUAAAACUGUAAAUAAUUUAUUAUUAUUAUUAUUAUUAAGACUGUUUCUAUAGAUGAAAUUGAGGAAUCAAAAUAAUUAAUAAUGAAAUAUCUAAAUGAUGAAAUUGAAAUAGUUUCAGCUAAAAAUGUAUAUAUAGGAGGAUUUUCUUAAGGUUGUUGUAUGGCAUUAGAAGUUGGUUUAAGUUUUUCUUAAACUUUAGGAGGAAUAGUUGGUUUAUCAGGAGAUUUAUUUCCUACAACUAAAUUAUAAUAAAUUUAAGAUAAAACUCCUCUUCUAAUUAUUCAUGGAAGUGCUGACAAAGUAGUUCCUUGUGAUUUUUUAUCAAGAAGUCUUGAAAGAUUAAAUAUUCCUAAUCGAGAAAAUUAUUAACAUAUCAUUAUUCCAAAUUUGAAACAUUCUGUAAAUAAUUAAGUUGUCUAAUUAAUCACACAAUUUUUUGAAAAAAAUUAAAUAUGA
Molecule: messenger RNA, 733 nt
Organism: Paramecium sonneborni
Lineage: Eukaryota; Ciliophora; Oligohymenophorea; Peniculida; Parameciidae
Source: the annotation of a GenBank genome assembly